GUUAGAAUUUUCCGAGUUCAAAGCGUACAGACGUAAAUUCAACACGUAGCGUUUCAAAUUUGUCAUUUGUCAAGAAAUUUGCAAAGAUGACAGAUAACAAAAACGAUAAGGCGAAAGUCGAUCUUGGAUUACUCGAAGAAGACGACGAAUUCGAGGAAUUUCCCGCGGAAGAUUGGACCGCGAAGGAUGAAGACAGCGAGGAUAUUAGCGUUUGGGAGGAUAAUUGGGACGACGAUGACGUUGAGGACGAUUUCAAUCAACAGCUAAGAGCACAACUAGAGAAACAGAAAGCAGGUGAAACAACUAAGGAAAGUUAAUUAUAUAAUAAUAAUAA
Nylanderia fulva is the source of this 334-nucleotide messenger RNA. RefSeq names its product Suppressor of exocyst mutations 1 (gene Sem1). NCBI's taxonomy places the organism in Eukaryota, Metazoa, Arthropoda, Insecta, Hymenoptera, Formicidae. Gene Ontology annotation, cellular component: proteasome regulatory particle, lid subcomplex; proteasome complex. The record is from RefSeq and is a predicted model, not a curated record. Gene Ontology annotation, biological process: proteasome assembly; mRNA export from nucleus; double-strand break repair via homologous recombination.